AUUUGCUUACCUUUAUACUCUCUCUCUCUCUCUCUCUCAGAUUCUUCGCCCAUAGAGACUACAAAACAAUCGAAGAUCCAACAAUGUCACACCUCCUCCCUGCUUCUUUUGCUUAAUUACGGUUUUUCUCUCUCUAGUUCACACUUUUUGACCCCCUUCGAAUUUCCUAUUAUUUAUACAAUAGAGCACUCUCUUGCGUUCUUUUACUCCGCCAAGUUUCAAAAUUGUGUUCCUGAAAUUCUUUAGGUGGGAAUUAUUCGUCUUUGGUUAGGAUCGGAGCUCAAAUUAUCUAAAAUUUGGAUUGUGUUUGCUGCCUUUUCGAGUGCAAUUUUGGGGUUUUAUAUUUGUGGAGCUUUUGGGGGUGACUGAUCAGAGGGUGCUGGGUUUUGUGGUUGCUGCAUGUAGAAGAUUGUGGAGCUGGUGGUGGAAUUUUCAGUGCUUUUGAGUUGAAGACUGUGACUGGGGACGGGUGGUUGAAAUUUAGGGUUUUGCAUGGUUUGGUUUUGAUUUGGUAGGCUCUGCAUGUGUAAGCCUUUAGGGGUCCUCUGCUCAGUUGUGGAGGAUCCCUGUUGUAAAAAGAAUUGACUUUUGAGGUGUGAUUAGUGGGGGUUCAUGAAUUCUUCGAUAAUUGAUUAUGCUGGUUGAAUUGGGUCGAUAAUCAAGUGAGGAGGUGUUGAAAUUUGCAUUCGUGGUUAUACAGAUUUGGGUGAAAAUGUUUGGUUCGGUUCAGGAUGGGGGACAUGAUAGCAGUGGAGUUUCGGUACCAGUUCUGAUUCCUUGGCUAUUCGAGUGGCGUUAUGGUGGAAGAAGUGUGUCACUUUGUGGCUCUUUCACAAGGUGGUCGGAAAGAAUACCUAUGUCUCUGGCGGAGGGACGCGAUGAUGUAUUUCAAGUUGUUUGGAACUUAACAUCAGGACACCACGAGUACAAGUUUUUUGUCGAUGGAGUGUGGCAACAUGAUGAGAACCAGCCCUUUGCAAGCAGGAAUUAUGGGUCAGUAAAUACCAUCUUUAUUGCUAGGGAACCAGAUAUGAUUAAUUCUACUUCUAGCUCCCCGACACCUGGCAGAUCCAACAUGGAUGUGGAUUAUGAUAUCAUUACACCCACGGUCUCGAUGUCACAUGGUGCCAUUCCAAUGAUAUCAUCAGUUGAUUUAGAGGUCUCUCGCCACCGUAUAGCUAAUUUCUUGUCUACACAUACUGCUUAUGAGUUGCUUCCUGACUCAGGCAAGAUCAUCGCCUUGGAUAUCAAUUUACCUGUGAAGCAAGCAUUUCAUAUUCUUCAUGAACGGGGACUCUCUGUGGCUCCUCUCUGGGAUUUUUGCAAGAGUCAGUUUGUUGGAGUUCUCAGUGCAUCGGACUUCAUUCUAAUUUUGAAGGAGCUUGGGAAUCAUGGAUCACACUUGACAGAGGAACAACUUGAGACACAUACAAUAGCAGCUUGGAAAGAGGGAAAACUACAUCUUACCAGAACAAUGGAUGGCAAUGGGGGGUCAUUUCCCCGUCGACAGCUUAUCCAUGCUGGCCCUUAUGAUUGUAUGAAAGACGUCGCUUUGAAAAUUUUACAAAACAAGGUGGCCACUGUUCCCAUUAUCCAUUCUUCACAGGAUGGUUCUUUUCCACAGCUAUUACAUCUUGCUUCGCUGUCAGGGAUACUAAAAUGUAUCUACAGGUUUUUUAGACAUUCUUUAAGCUCCUUGCCCAUUCUUCAGCAACCCAUUUGUUCAAUUCCUUUGGGUACAUGGGUUCCAAAAAUUGGGGAGUCGAAGCCAUUUGCAAUGUUAAGGCCAAAUGCGUCUCUUAGUGCUGCUUUAACUUUAUUAGUUCAAGCUGGAGUUAGUUCGAUACCAAUAGUGGAUGAUAAUGGCUCAUUGCUGGAUAUGUAUUCACGAAGUGAUAUCACUGCUUUGGCAAAAGAUAAAGCAUAUGCACAGAUUCGCCUUGAUGAAAUGAGUAUUCACCAGGCAUUGAAACUGGGGCAAGAUGCAAAUUCUCCUUAUGACUUCAAUGGACAGAGAUUUCAGAUGUGUUUGCGUUCUGACACUCUAAACGAAGUGAUGAAACGGUUGACAAAUCCUGGGGUUAGGAGACUUGUCAUUGUGGAGGCUGGCAGCAAUCGUGUGGAAGGUAUAAUUUCAUUGACCGAUGUGUUCAACUUCUUGCUAGGCUAGCUGGACUUUGUUGACCACCAUUUCACUUGAAGGGGUUAUGGGGAAGUCCCAUUGUUUUUUGACAUCUUGUAUCUUGAGCUACUCUCUUCUUCCCAUUGUGCAAUGUCUAAUUUGUUUCUCCAAGUCGUCAUUUGACAAGCAUAGUGCCUCUGAGCCCAAUCACUCUUUUUAGGAUAGAAAAUUUUAAAGAGAAAAAUAAAUAUGUAUAUUGUGAGGAUUCAAUUUUUCAUUUUCAACGCCACGGCCUAAUUAUUAUCCUUGUUCGUGGCAUAGCUGCCAUGUUUGUGUCAAGUGCUAACAGAAAGCAAAGAGAAAAGAAAAAACUGAAGGUUGGUUGGUUGUGGAACACCAUGAACACCAUAUGAUAUGUCAUACCUUGCCAUUUGGUGGGGCUGUAGUUAAAAAGCCUUGGUUGCUGAUCCUUGCUUGUAAAGAAAGAGAUGUUUGCUUGUCGUUUGUAUUGUGACACUGUCGUUCGGUGGGUGCUGUGUGUGUGACAAUUUAAGUCACAGGUUUUACGUUUGUAUAAAAUUUAAGAUAGCUUGUUUA
Molecule: messenger RNA, 2719 nt
Organism: Juglans regia (Persian walnut)
Lineage: Eukaryota; Viridiplantae; Streptophyta; Magnoliopsida; Fagales; Juglandaceae
Product: sucrose nonfermenting 4-like protein
Exons: 13
Coding region: 713-2170 (485 amino acids)
Source: RefSeq, a predicted model, not a curated record